Messenger RNA from Phoenix dactylifera (date palm), 1509 nucleotides. Lineage: Eukaryota; Viridiplantae; Streptophyta; Magnoliopsida; Arecales; Arecaceae. The record is from RefSeq and is a predicted model, not a curated record.
AUCAGUGCUUUCUCCGAAGCAUCGCAGACGGAUGAUGGCUGCUGCUUGGGUCAUAUCUCCGGUUGAAAAAUUGCGGGUCCAAGCCGCCAUGCCCGUGCCAUAAGCAACGUAGAGCAGUCGACGUAUUUUCGUCCACGCCCACGCCGGUUUCCAGCGGAAGGGCAUUCCGACGAACACCUUAGGCUUAACGCCAGGAUUCAGGGCUGGGGUUAGGAUUUGGUUUUCCCAACACCCGCUGUAUAAAGGAGCGGAUGCUGGGGUCUCGGGUGGCCUUGCUCUGCUUCAAGUCCAUCGCCCGGUGCCUCCCCGUGAGUCGAAGCCGUCUCAAAUCCCUCCGGCCAUCCCGUUUUGCCAUUUCUCGAGGUUUUGCAAGUAGAACUACAAGUCAGCUGAAGAAGAUGUCCAUGUCUAUCUCAACCAGUCCGUCACCAGUUGCGGCUCCAGAGUUGACUGAUCAAAGAGAGGAAGUUGAAUUGCUACCUGCUGUCAAUGACUACUAUGGAGGUGUUAUUGUUGAAAUGAAGGCACCCAUGGAUUCUGGUGCUUUUGCUUCUUCAUUAAGAUCAUCUAUAUCAAUUUGGAGGAAGCAGGGAAUAAAGGGUGUUUGGAUAAAGUUGCCCAUCAAUCUCGCAAAUCUUGUUCAACCUGCUGUUGAGGAGGGAUUUUGGUACCACCAUGCAGAGCCAAGUUACUUGAUGCUUGUGUAUUGGAUUCCUGAUACCAAACAUACAAUUCCUGCAAAUGCCUCUCACAGAGUAGGUGUUGGUGGUUUUGUUAUGAAUGAUAAGAGAGAGGUAUUGGUGGUCCAAGAAAAUAGUGGCAGAUUUCAUGGCUCAGGUGUUUGGAAGUUUCCUACAGGAGUAGUUGACCAAGGUGAAGACAUUUAUGCUGCAGCCAUAAGGGAAGUAAAAGAAGAGACAGGAAUUGACACCGAGUUUGUUGAAAUACUUGCAUUCAGGCAGAGCCACAUGUCAUUCUUUGAGAAGUCAGAUUUAUUCUUUGUAUGCAUGUUACGCCCCCUCUCCUCUGACAUUCAGAAGCAAGAAUCAGAAAUUGAGGCAGCGCAGUGGAUGCCUAUUGAGGAAUAUGCUGCACAACCUUUUUUCCAGAAAUAUGAUAUGUUAAAGUAUAUCAAUGAUGUUAGCCUUGCAAAAGUUGAAAGGGGUUAUGCUGGAUUUUCACCGGUUUGCAUAAAAUCAGGAUUCUCUCAUGCACAAAACUAUCUUUAUUUAAACAGCAAAGACCUGAGCCAGCCAUCAAGACCUGGUAAUAUGUCUGAAAGCAACUGAGAUUGUUAAUUAAUGUAUAACUGUAUCUGUUUUCAUUAAAUAUCUAUUAUUCGAUUUGUUAACAUGUAGCUGAUUUCCCCUGUUCUGGAGGUCAGAUGAAUAAGUGCAAUGAUCAUUGCUUAUUUAUGUCGGUAUCAAUUAGGACAUGAAUUGUGAAAUACUGGUUACCUUCUUGCAAAUUCCAGAAUAUUAUCAGAAUAAUAUCUGAUGCUCUUGUGCU